GCACUUUGCAAGUACUCGAUAGCACUCUGCUCACAUGAGUGGCAGCAAGGAACAUCAGCGUUGCGUUGGCCCAUUCCGCUUUCCAGUUGCCAUUGCUGGUGACUCACGCACCACCAACUGACCUUCUUCGUUGUUGUUCACGUUGGCUGCGGCGGAGACUCCUUUUAUUUUGGUAAACUAAAAAAGAGAAGCGAUCACAAAAGGGAAUUGAAAGUAGAGAGGAAGUGUAAAUAUGGCUAGCAGAGCUUCAUGGGGAGUUGCCACCCUCCUCCUCCUCCUGCUGCUGUUGCUGCUCAAUGCAGCCUGUUUAGCACGCGCAGCGGCGAGUGCGAGCGCCGCGGACUCCUCUAGUUCCGCUCCUCUGCCGUCGACCACUAUCACCACGACGUUCGCCCCCCUCGUCGAGGAGAAGUGGUCCAACAUGUCGUUAGAGUUCUUCACCAUCUUCGUCAGCAUCUCAGGCGGUGCCGGCGUUAUUGCCUUCGUCAUCGUCGUCGCCUUGUGCUGUCGCGAGUAUAAGCUGCUCGAGACGGACGACGAUGACAGCGAGUCGGACAGCGUGUAUUCGGACAGCGGCGCGUCACCUGCUUCGAACUCCGGCGAAGGGCCCGACUACCCAAACGAUGCGGUGAGUCAGACGGAACGCAGCUGGGACGCCGAGAGCAACAAUAGUUUUCCAGAAGAAAACGAAAGCCACGAUAGCUUCAGACAGCACCGGCACCGGCACCACCGCCACCGCCACCGGCAUCAUCAUCGCCACGGCCGCCAUCGAUCGCGGUCGCGUUCGUGUGGGGUGUCGACGCCAAACUCGGCAGAGGAAGAGGACGCCGCUGUCACGGAUGAGUUCUGGAACGGAUCAUACUAA
Molecule: messenger RNA, 865 nt
Organism: Leptomonas pyrrhocoris
Lineage: Eukaryota; Euglenozoa; Kinetoplastea; Trypanosomatida; Trypanosomatidae
Exons: 1
Coding region: 422-865 (147 amino acids)
Source: RefSeq, a predicted model, not a curated record